Elgaria multicarinata webbii is the source of this 990-nucleotide messenger RNA. Its product is annotated as olfactory receptor 6B1-like. The coding region runs from base 1 to 990 and encodes 329 amino acids. Gene Ontology annotation, cellular component: membrane. The transcript is spliced from 2 exons. Gene Ontology annotation, biological process: G protein-coupled receptor signaling pathway. NCBI's taxonomy places the organism in Eukaryota, Metazoa, Chordata, Lepidosauria, Squamata, Anguidae. The record is from RefSeq and is a predicted model, not a curated record. Gene Ontology annotation, molecular function: olfactory receptor activity; odorant binding; G protein-coupled receptor activity.
AUGUUGGUUGCUGCCCUGGAGGAAGAAUGGGAAAAUCAAACAUCUGUAACAGAAUUCAUCCUCUUGGGCUUUGGGGAUGUUCAAGAACUGCAAGUUUUACUUUUCUUGGUGUUUUUACUAGUCUACAUAAUUACCAUGGCAGGCAACAUCCUCAUCAUUGCUCUGAUCACAGUUAAUCAUCAACUUCACACACCCAUGUACUUCUUUUUAGGGAACUUGUCUUGUUUGGAGACUUGCUACAGCUCCAAUAUCCUGCCCAAGAUCCUUGCCACCUUUAUAACUGGAGGAGGAACCAUUUCUGUUUGGGGAUGCAUCACUCAGUUGUAUGUUUUUGCUGCUCUGGUAGUUACGGAAUGUUGUCUUUUGGCCGUGAUGUCUUAUGAUCGGUAUUUGGCAAUAUGCAAACCAUUGCACUAUUCAAUGAUUAUGAAGGAAAAACUCUGCUUCACCCUAGUGCUUGGAUCUUGGGUUAAUGGGUUCUUGUCCAUGUUUGUAAUCUUAUAUCUACUGUCAAGGUUAACUUUUUGUGGUCCCAAUGAAAUUGACCACGUCUUCUGUGAUUUUACACCCAUCUUGAGAAUCACCUGCAGUGAAACACAUGUAAUUGAAUGGGUGUCUUUAAUAUUAUCUUCAUUGUCCACCUUGCCCCCAUUUAUGUUUACAAUGAACUCCUACAUAUUUAUUAUAUCCACCAUCCUGAAGAUUCCAUCUACUACUGGGAGAAAGAAGGCAUUCUCUACUUGCUCUUCCCACCUCAUAGUAGUAACCAUUUUCUAUGGGACCCUAAUCAUUGUGUAUGUGCUGCCAAAAAAUAAACUACUGAGAACCUUAUACAAAGUUCUAUCUCUCCUUUAUACUGCAUUUACUCCUCUGGUCAAUCCUAUGAUAUACAGUCUGAGAAAUAAGGAAGUCAAAGAAGCCCUGAAGAAAUCUGUUCAAAAAAUUGACCUAUUCCAUAAGACUCCAGAGAGUUCAAGCAAAAGAUUUUAA